CCUGAGAAAGAAAGAAAGAAAGAUAGACCGUGGUGUGAUAGACAGCGGUUGUUGAGUCAAGUGUGAACUGACUCACUGUGACUCGCUCAUCGGGAACCACACCCGACGGUUACUCACAACAACUUCACCAAUCGGAUUCCAGAACCUUCACGAAUGACACACUGCGCACCAUAGCACAAGCAUUUUCAUCUCCAUCUCACUUGUUGAUCUCCAUGGGCAAUUGUGGCACUCGCGAGGAAUCUGCAACUACUUCCGAUACAAAUAAUGAUGGUAAUCAGCUACAGGUGACAUCUAGUUUGGAGAAGAAGCGUAGUAGGUCAAUAUCGGGACUCAGCGAGCCUUCCACACCUCGUAACGACAUGAACAUUAGUGAAGCAUCCAGAAAUAAUGCUAUGUCAUAUAAUACUAUCACGUCGUUCACGAUGUUUGAGCUCGAAACCGUUACCAAAAGCUUCAGGUCUGAUUACAUUCUGGGAGGAGGUGGUUUUGGGACUGUUUACAAAGGUUAUAUAGAUGAAAAUGUUAGGGUUGGUCUCAAAUCUUUGCCUGUUGCAGUCAAGGUCCUCAAUAAGGAGGGCCGUCAAGGCCACAGAGAAUGGCUUACGGAAGUCAGUUUACUUGGUCAACUCAGACAUCCAAAUUUGGUGAAGCUGAUAGGAUAUUGUUGUGAGGAUGAUAACAGGUUGCUUGUCUAUGAGUUCAUGUUCAGAGGAAGCCUCGAGAAUCACUUGUUCAGAAAAGCAUCUGUACCAUUAUCAUGGUCAAAAAGAAUGAUGAUUGCUUAUGGAGCUGCAAAAGGUCUUGCCUUUUUGCACAAUUCGGAAUGGCCCGUAAUUUAUAGGGAUUUCAAAACAUCAAACAUUUUGCUGGAUUCGGAUUAUACAGCUAAGCUAUCUGAUUUCGGGCUCGCAAAAGCUGGACCUCGAGGGGACGAGACCCAUGUAUCAACUAGGGUUAUGGGUACCUAUGGUUAUGCUGCUCCUGAAUAUGUCAUGACUGGACAUCUUACAGUAAGGAGUGAUGUGUACAGUUUCGGGGUGGUUCUUUUGGAGUUACUAACAGGAAGAAAGUCAGUCGACAAAACAAGACCAAACAAAGAACAGAGUUUAGUGGACUGGGCCCGGCCCAAACUCAAAGACAAGAAAAAAAUGCUGCUAAUUAUAGACCCGAGGCUACAAGAUCGGUACUCACUUAGGGCAGCCCAAAAAGCUUGUAGUUUGGCAUAUUACUGUUUAAGCCAAAAUCCAAAAGCUAGACCCUUGAUGAGUGAUGUGGUUGAGACUUUAGAGCCUUUACAACAUGGCAGUUCAAAUGAUGCUACCUUGUCUUCUUCCAUGUCUCCCCUUGCAGGCGGUGGCGGCUCAGAUAACCGGAUGGGUCAUAGGUUCGUUAGGACAGUAGGAAGUGCUGGCGGGUGUCGGUCCCGAAACAUGGAUUGUGCUCAGGGAACUCCCGUUCCAUGUCGGGUUAGAUAAGAAGAUUGAAUGGCGGCGGCAGUUGCUCAGAUUAACAGACUGGUCACAAGUUUCUUAGAACAGUAGGUGGUGGUAACUAAAGUAACUUUAAAUACAAAUUGUCUUGUUUUAAUGAUUUAGAGAAAUGAUGAGUUUACUUUAUAAAUGUAUUUAAGCUUUAUUUUGUACUUUA
Molecule: messenger RNA, 1647 nt
Organism: Helianthus annuus (common sunflower)
Lineage: Eukaryota; Viridiplantae; Streptophyta; Magnoliopsida; Asterales; Asteraceae
Product: probable serine/threonine-protein kinase PBL8
Exons: 6
Coding region: 213-1475 (420 amino acids)
Biological process (GO): protein phosphorylation
Molecular function (GO): protein kinase activity; ATP binding
Source: RefSeq, a predicted model, not a curated record